Messenger RNA from Phalacrocorax carbo (great cormorant), 1907 nucleotides. The record is from RefSeq. NCBI's taxonomy places the organism in Eukaryota, Metazoa, Chordata, Aves, Suliformes, Phalacrocoracidae.
ACUCCCUCCUGAGCCACAGAAGCAAAUGGAGCUCCUGGGAGCAGGCACUGUUGUCCUCCUGGUUUGCAUUGCUUGUCUGCUCUCUGUUGCAGCAUGGAGACGGAGGUCUGGAAAGGGAAAGAUGCCUCCAGGACCAGCUCCCCUUCCCAUCCUAGGUAACGUGCUGCAGGUGAAACCAAAGCACUUGGCCAAAACCCUCCAGAAGCUCAGUGAAGAGUAUGGACCAGUGUUCACAGUGCACCUGGGCUCUGACCCAGUGGUGGUGCUGCACGGACAUGAUGUGGUGAAAGAAGCCUUGGUUGAUCGCGCAGAUGAGUUUGCUGCCAGAGGACACAUGCCAAUAGGAGACAGGGCUAACAAUGGGUUAGGGAUUAUUUUUAGCAACAACAAGGAGUGGUUAGAGGUCCGGCGGUUUGCUCUCAGCACUCUGCGCAACUUUGGAAUGGGGAAGAGGAGCAUUGAAGAGAGGAUCCAGGAGGAAACCGAGUACUUGCUGGAAGAGAUCAACAAAACAAAGGGAACACCUUUUGACCCAACCUUUACGCUGGGCUGUGCUGUCUCCAAUGUCAUAUGCUCCAUCGUCUUCGGAAAACGAUAUGACUACAAAGACAAGAAGUUCCUGGCCCUGAUGACCAACAUGAACAACAUCUUUGAGAUGAUGAACUCCCACUGGGGACAGCUCUACCAGAUGUUCUCAAGGAUCCUGGAUUACUUGCCUGGCCCACACAACAAAAUAUUCGACGAAUUCGAUGCUCUAAAAGCCUUUGUGUCAGAGGAGGUAAAGAUACACCAAGCCUCCCUGGAUCCCAGCUCCCCUCAGGAUUUCAUUGACUGCUUCCUCAGCAAAAUGCAGGAGGAGAAAGAACAUCCCAAUUCCAGUUUCCACAUGAAGAACCUGAUAACCAGCACCUUCGACUUGUUCAUUGCCGGAACUGAGUCAACUAGCACCACCAUAAGAUACGGGCUUCUGCUUCUUCUUAAAUACCCAAAGAUACAAGAGAAAGUUCAAGAAGAGAUUGACUGGGUAGUAGGACGAUCACGAAGACCUUGUGUGGCUGACCGGACCCAGAUGCCCUACACAGAUGCGGUGGUCCAUGAAAUCCAGCGCUUCAUCUCCCUCGUCCCUGUGGGUCUCCCUCACACUGUGACCAAAGACACCUACUUCAGAGAGUACGUAAUUCCCAAGGGCACCACAAUCUUUCCCAUCCUCAGUUCUGUCCUCCAUGACAGUAAAGAGUUUCCGAAUGCAAAUGAGUUCAACCCUGGACAUUUCUUGAACAAGAAUGGCACCUUUAGGAAGAGCGAGUUCUUCAUGCCCUUCUCAGCAGGGAAGCGCAUAUGCCCUGGAGAGGGCCUGGCACGCAUGGAGAUAUUCCUGAUCACGGCCACCAUCUUGCAGAACUUUACCUUGAAGCCUGUUGUCAAUCCUCAGGAACUCAACAUAACCCCAACACUGAGUGGGACAGGCAAUGUACCUCCUGCCUACCAGCUCUGUGCUCUGCCCCGCUGAAAAGCACAAAAACUCUCUCCACAGUGUCCUGAACCUGGCAACGCCUUUUUAUCUCCCUUGCUGAAACCAACAGCAGGAGCAUUGGCCCACCUUCCCAAGGCCUCCAGGAAAGCAGCCCAAACACAGGUGCGUGCACAGAGCAGACACCUUCAAAGCCUCCCAGAACUGCUCCAGCACAUCACAGGGAGGGCAGGGGAACAUUACAGCCUGCUGUACUGACACAGGCUCAUUGAGCGCAGCGGCCGCGUCAGACAGCUCACAAACAGGGCUCCCACGGCUGCCCGUGACCUGCUUCCCCUGCAGCACGUGUCCCAUCAAGAGCAGCAUGCUUUGCAGACGGACAGUGCUGCAUGCGUGUACAUUAACAACCCAAUAAAGAAAAACAUAUUUAUGAGGA